CAACCCAAUAAUAAACAUAGUUUUUGGUGCGCUAACCGACUAAAAAGAGUGAAGAGUGACCUGCAUCACAUCAAACUCAAGUUUUUUAUCAUUCACUGAAUCACACUUCCACUUACGCGCCACCACCAAUGUCGGCGGUGAAACCACCGCUAUUAUCAUCAUCUUCAUCUUCUUCUUCCAUGCUCACUAUUCGAGGAUCUCUGCUAACCCUAGCAAUUCUAACUCUGGUAUCAUUCACUUUUCUCUCUCUUAAAUCUCUCCAUCCUCCUUCCUCCUCUUCCACCACCACCACCACCGUACCAAUUCUCUCUCAUCGAAUUUCUUCCGACGAAAAACAUGAGGAGAGAGAAGAGUUGUCGGAAGUUUAUCAUUCGCCGGAGAUCUUCAGCUUGAAUUACGCGCAAAUGGAGAAGAAAUUCAAGGUUUAUAUAUACUCCGAUGGUGAUCCCAAUACUUUCUAUCAAACUCCGAGGAAGCUCACUGGAAAGUAUUCAAGUGAAGGUUAUUUCUUCCAGAACAUUCGAGAGAGUCGCUUUCGUACUCAAGAUCCUGAUCAGGCUCAUCUCUUCUUUAUCCCCAUUUCUUGCCAUAAGAUGCGUGGCAAGGGGACUUCAUAUGAGAAUAUGACUAUAAUUGUCAAGGACUACGUUGAGAGUUUAAUAGCCAAGUAUCCUUACUGGAAUAGAACUUUGGGAGCUGAUCAUUUUUUGGUCACUUGUCAUGAUGUUGGAGUGAGGGCGUUUGAGGGGUUGGAAUAUCUUAUAAAGAAUUCGAUUCGAGUCGUGUGCUCCCCGAGCUAUAACGUAGGGUUCAUCCCACACAAAGAUGUUGCUUUGCCUCAAGUACUACAGCCGUUUGCUCUUGCUGCUGGAGGAAACGAUUUAGAAAACAGGACAAUUCUUGGAUUUUGGGCUGGUCAUCGUAACUCCAAGAUUAGAGUUAUCUUGGCAAGAGUAUGGGAGAAUGACACAGAACUUGAUAUUUCAAACAACAGAAUCAGUAGGGCUACUGGGCCUUUGGUAUAUCAGAAGAGGUUCUACAGGAACAAAUUCUGCAUAUGCCCUGGUGGCUCUCAAGUUAACAGUGCUCGUAUUACAGAUUCUAUCCAUUACGGUUGCGUUCCUGUGAUUUUAUCUGAUUACUAUGAUCUGCCUUUCAAUGACAUCCUUGAUUGGCGGAAAUUUGCCGUUGUGCUGAGGGAGAGAGACGUCUACCAGCUGAAGCAAAUCCUUAAGGAUAUACCAGACACAGAAUUUGCACGCCUGCAUAUGAAUCUGGUCAAGGUCCAAAAACAUUUUCAGUGGAAUACGCCUCCUAUCAAGUAUGACGCUUUCCAUAUGGUUAUGUAUGAGCUCUGGCUACGGCACCAUGUGAUCAAGUACUGAAUCCUAUUUUGACGUGAAGUACCGAGUUGCUUUCACGUACGUUGUGUACAAUCCAAAGAUUUCCGGAUCACUCGUGAAGAUCAAAGGAAAGUGCUGCUAAUUCUGUAGUUCUGUAAAUUAUGACCUGCUGUUUUGUCGCACGAUAGUGACUCUUUCCUCCCUGAAAGUCUGAAGAUAAUUAAUAUACGUAGGGUAUGUCAAAUUUUGGAGGUUUACAACAUUAUUCAUUCAAUUUGUAAUUCUUUUUUCACCUGUAAUUUGUUAUAUCUUAACAAGAAAGAUCCGCAGUAUCAACCAUUCAAUUACAACAGAUCGAUGCAGGAGAGGUGUUCAAAUUGGUGGAUUUCA
Beta vulgaris subsp. vulgaris (sugar beet) is the source of this 1733-nucleotide messenger RNA. Its product is annotated as probable glycosyltransferase At5g03795. The record is from RefSeq and is a predicted model, not a curated record. Bases 129 to 1385 code for a protein of 418 amino acids. NCBI's taxonomy places the organism in Eukaryota, Viridiplantae, Streptophyta, Magnoliopsida, Caryophyllales, Amaranthaceae. The transcript is spliced from 5 exons. Gene Ontology annotation, molecular function: glycosyltransferase activity.